This is a messenger RNA of Lucilia cuprina (Australian sheep blowfly), 1278 nucleotides long. RefSeq lists its product as uncharacterized. The transcript has 5 exons. Gene Ontology annotation, molecular function: catalytic activity; nucleic acid binding. The coding region runs from base 1 to 1278 and encodes 425 amino acids. NCBI's taxonomy places the organism in Eukaryota, Metazoa, Arthropoda, Insecta, Diptera, Calliphoridae. The record is from RefSeq and is a predicted model, not a curated record.
AUGGUCAAGACAAUUGGUGCAUCUAUUAACGUUGAAAUUAAAGAAGGAGACAUAAGCAAAGCCUAUCGUAUUAAAAAACAAAGCAAUAAGAUUAUUGUAGAAUUCUCUACACUGUGCAAAAAAACGGAGUUUAUGAGCAAGAUCGAUAGACAUCGAAUCGACGCAAAUAUAAUAAACAACAAUGGCACUGAUAGCAAUGGCAAUAAAUUUAUAUACAUAAACGAUCAAUUGUCAUUUAAUAACCGUCGCCUACUCUGGCUUGCUAAAACUAAAGCCAAAGAGGCAAAUUGGAAAUUUGUUUGGGUACGAAGUGGCAUUAUCUGUGCGCGUAUUAAGGAUCCAAAUCUGGAAAGACACUCAAACAAAGGUUCAGAUAGUAUUUGCGAAAACGAACUAAAUAAUAUAACGUCUCAAUUUGAUUUACCUUACCUUCUAUUGGGAGACUUUAAUUCUCAUAAUUCCUUAUGGGGCUCUUCUAGGACGGAUUCAAGAGGAAAAAUAGUGGAAAAAUUUAUAAAUAAUAACAACCUUAAUAUAUUAAAUAAACCCGAAUGUGCAACCCACUUUAGUCUUGCCCACAAAUCUUUUAGUAACAUUGACUUAAGCCUAGUAAGCCCCAACAUUAAUAUCUUCUUUGAAUGGAAUGUCUGUGAUGAUUUGCAUAAUAGUGAUCAUUACCCAAUUAUUAUUGGCCUAAAUAGUUUCUCACCAAAUUUCGAACGUAGACCUAGAUGGAAUAUUAAAAGAGCAAGAUGGGAAGAUUUCAAAUGCAGUUUUACAGAAGACCUUUCAAACGCCGAUAACACUGACAUAAUAGAAAAACAUAUAACUAGUACUAUCUUAAAUUCUGCUAGGGAAGUAAUUCCUCAAAACAAUAUGAACCAUAAUAGAAGGGAAGUUCCUUGGUGGAACGAGAAUAUAAAAUCUCUCAUUAAAGAGAGAAGAAGUAAGUUGAAAAAGUUUAAACAAAACUGUAGCUCUGAGAACCUGGCAAGAUUCUUAAGGGCUAAAUCUGAAGCUCGUAGGGCUAUUAGAGAGAAUGGUUCUGUAAUGGAUGAAAAGGCAGGAUUUGCCAUUUAUAGUAAUUAUAUUAUCAUCAAAAAACGUAUUUCUAACUACUCCUCCAUAUACACCUCCGAAUUACUUGCUUUGAAAACUUGUAUUGAGAAUAUUCCUAACUUUAAUAAGAAAAUUCUUAUAAUAUCUGACAGUAAAAGCGCUUUAGAGGGAUUGCAGAAUCCUUUUAGCAGUAAUACAAUAAUAAAUUCCCAAAGGUAA